GUGGAACGGUCCAGAUCUAACCGGAAGUGAGUUGUCUACUGAGAGAGGUACUUCCUGUUUUUGGGGAGCUGGUGACAGCAACAGCUGGAAAGGGGACAAGCGGGGUGCUGUCCGUCCUGCCACUACCAUGAUGCGGACAGCAGUGAUGACUGGUGCCAGCCUGGCCCUUACUUCUGCUGUGGUGGCCCAUGCUUACUAUCUAAAGCAUCAGUUCUACCCAACAGUGGUGUAUCUAACUAAAUCAAGUCCCAGCAUGGCAGUCAUCUAUAUACAAGCAUUUGUCUUGGUUUUCCUCUUGGGAAAGUUCAUGGGCAAAGUUUUCUUUGGUCAACUGAGAGCAGCUGAGAUGGAGCAUCUUCUGGAAAGAUCUUGGUAUGCUGUGACAGAAACAUGCCUGGCAUUCACAGUUUUUCGUGAUGAUUUCAGCCCUCGUUUUGUGGCACUAUUUACUCUUCUGCUGUUCCUUAAAUGCUUUCAUUGGCUAGCAGAGGACCGAGUCGACUUUAUGGAGCGCAGUCCAAACAUUUCCUGGCUUUUCCAUUUCCGCAUCCUCGCUCUGAUGCUCUUAUUGGGUGUACUAGAUGUAUUAUUCGUCUCCCACGCAUAUAACAGCCUUGUCACUAGAGGGGCCUCUGUGCAGCUAGUCUUUGGAUUUGAGUAUGCCAUUCUUAUGACCAUGAUCCUCACUGUCUUCAUAAAAUAUAUUCUUCACUCUGUGGACCUGCAGAGUGAGAAUCCAUGGGACAAUAAAGCAGUUUAUAUGUUAUACACUGAACUACUGACAGGAUUUAUAAAAGUCUUGCUGUACAUGGCUUUUAUGACUAUUAUGGUGAAAGUUCACACAUUCCCUCUUUUUGCUAUUCGCCCAAUGUACCUGGCAAUGAGGCAGUUCAAAAAAGCAGUGACUGAUGCCAUUAUGUCAAGGAGAGCAAUCAGAAAUAUGAACACAUUGUACCCGGAUGCUACAGCAGAAGAGUUACAGGCAAUGGACAAUGUGUGUAUCAUCUGCAGGGAGGAAAUGGUGACUGGAGCUAAGAGACUGCCAUGCAAUCAUAUAUUCCAUACCAGCUGUCUGCGAUCCUGGUUUCAGAGACAACAGACGUGCCCAACAUGUCGUAUGGAUGUGCUCAGGGCCUCGAUGCCAAACCCACCACAGACAAACGCUGAUCAACCUGAUCAAGCUCAGCAGCACCAGGCUCCUCCGCAAACCACCCCCAUCAUCCCACCACAACCCAACUUCCCUCCUGGGAUCCUUCCUCCCUUUCCACCUGGUAUGUUUCCUCUUUGGCCUCCUUUGGGACCAUUUCCACCUGCUCCUGGGGCGCAAGGACCAAACCACCCUGAAGAAGCCAGCUCAGGACCCUCACUUGCAUCUUCUUCAAGACCUCCAGAUGGCGCUGAAGGUAGUAGUUCUGAUACAGCAGCUGGACCGUCUUUACCUGGUUUUCCAUUCCCACCUCCCUUUCUUGGAAUGCCUAUGUUCCCUCCAUUUGGUCUGCCUCCUAUGCCCAUGCCACCUGCUGGCUUUGCAGGGCUCACAGAUGAAGAAUUGAGAGCAAUGGAAGGACAUGAAAGACAGAAUUUAGAAGCCAGGCUGCAGUGUCUUCAAAACAUCCACACAUUACUGGACGCAGCAAUGUUACAAAUCAACCAGUAUCUCACAGUACUGGCCAACAUUGGGCCCCCUCGCACCUCCUCUCCUCCAGUGCAAACUCCCUCAACUUCCUCUGAUGCUGCUUCUCCUGACAGUACUGAAACCGCUCAGUCCCCAGAAACAACUUCCACUACAGCUGAUCCUGGACCUUCCUCUUCCUCCCAGAGAGUUUCUCCUGAACCUGAAAAUGAUGAGACUUUCAGCCCAGCUGAAGCAGGAAGUUCAACAGAAGAACCAGACACUGCAGAGAUACGAAGACGUAGGCUUCAAAAACUGCAAACCGGCCUUAAUGAAUCUCACUGAAGCUCCACUUGAGCGAUUUUGUUUCUCUGAUAUUUUUGUUUUGACUAUGAACUUAAUAGGGAAAUUAUGCUUUUUGGAGGAAAAAAUGAUGCUUCAAUUGGACUCAACUAAGAGCCUUGCAAAUGUUGAGCUGGACUUACAUAAAUAUAUAUAUUUUUUAAGGACAUGGGAUGGGCCAUAUAUGGGCAGAUGCUCAUUAUUUGAGGAUGGACUGCUGGCCUCAUUAAACAUGUUGGACUCAUUUCAGUAAAAUUAAAGAUUUGUCUUUUCCUGUG
This is a messenger RNA of Pelobates fuscus (common spadefoot toad), 2232 nucleotides long. It is a transcript of the gene SYVN1, whose product is annotated as synoviolin 1. Bases 128 to 1957 code for a protein of 609 amino acids. The record is from RefSeq and is a predicted model, not a curated record. The transcript is spliced from 16 exons. Lineage: Eukaryota; Metazoa; Chordata; Amphibia; Anura; Pelobatidae.